AUGCAGGAUGACAUUGUGGCGAAGCUGCUGGAUUUCAUUGCUGAGCCCCGCUCUAAGGAUGAUUCUACACUUUCUGAUGAUAAGGAUCAAAUUCUAGGAAGCGCAAACGAGAGGUGGGGAGUGCAACUAAGAAUCCAGAAGGCACACACAAGAGAUCUAGGAAGAAACUUGAUGAUGAACGUACUUCACGUAAAAGGUGGCAGAAAUAUUCCAGAGUCAGAAUCUGAUGAAGAUGCUGAAGAAGGGCAUGAAGAGGAUGAUCACAUGAAGUCUGAUAGUGAGGAAAACAAAGAUGAUGGUGAAGAAAUUGAUAGCAAAGGGUCAACAAGUAAAGGGAAAUCAGCAGAAGCAGAACAAGCUCUUCCCAGCAAGGAUGAACUGCAAAAGACUAUUGUUCAACUUCUUAAGAAGGUCGACUUUGACAAUGUUACAUUCAGUGACAUUCUUAAGAUGCUCGAUAAACGCUACAAGAUGGACGUAUCUUCAAUGAAAGAUACUGCGAAGUCCAUAAUUCUUGAUGAGCUGGUCAAGUUAGCGGAGGCAGACGAGGACUAA
This is a messenger RNA of Miscanthus lutarioriparius, 555 nucleotides long. The record is from the annotation of a GenBank genome assembly. Lineage: Eukaryota; Viridiplantae; Streptophyta; Magnoliopsida; Poales; Poaceae.